Thermothielavioides terrestris NRRL 8126 is the source of this 4038-nucleotide messenger RNA. RefSeq lists its product as uncharacterized. Gene Ontology annotation, molecular function: DNA binding. The coding region runs from base 132 to 3611 and encodes 1159 amino acids. NCBI's taxonomy places the organism in Eukaryota, Fungi, Ascomycota, Sordariomycetes, Sordariales, Chaetomiaceae. Gene Ontology annotation, biological process: regulation of DNA-templated transcription. The record is from RefSeq and is a predicted model, not a curated record. The transcript has 5 exons.
AGACCCGGCGGUGCUGACCCCGUUCUGAGAGUUCCGUUCGGUGACACAUUCGACAGAGACGCCACAAAUUUCUCGUCGGCUCCUUCUCACCCUCGGGGACAGCCGGACAGUUCUUAUCCCCAAGAGGCAAGAUGGACGAGUUUGUCAACUGGGACCACGCCGACCCGGCACCGGCCUCCGGGGCCGAGAUGCCCUCCCCCUCGCUGGCGCCGGCCGGCCUAUCGCUGGAUGACAUGGAUCUCGUGUUGGCAAACGUCGCAGGAGACGACCUCUCGUUCUGGGCUCUCCAGCACUUCGAGAACAACGUCUCGCCGUCCAUGCCCUUCUCGGAGGAGAUCCCCAUGCCCACGGAUCGCAGCACCAGGACAUUCGAGGACCAUCUGGAAACCCCUGAGACUCCCUGUGUGAACUGCCAGCUGGGUAGUUACCAGUGCAAGAAGAUCCCGGAGGGUCAGUACAAGGGUUAUUGUACGAGUUGCGUCGCCCUUCGGUGUGCAUGCAGCUUCGGGCUUGAUCCCGUGUUUCCUGCCAAUCCCUGGCCGGUGAUGGGAGACCAUCCCGAGCUGUUGCGUGAGGACGCGCAUUGCGAGACGCACGAAUCCGCCUCCGCAACCGACCUGCCUGGGACGGCUUCUGCCCCUGAAAAUGCGAGCGCCAACCCACCCGCCAAGGGAAAAGCUGGCGCGCGUUUCUCGAGGGAGUCCGUCAAGAUUCUCAAGAACUGGCUGUCCACCCACAGCAAGCACCCCUAUCCCAACGACGAGGAAAAGGAAAUGCUCCAGAAGCAGACGGGACUCAGUAAGACGCAGAUCACCAACUGGCUCGCCAAUACCCGGCGCCGAAACAAGAACGCCGUCGGCCAUCGGUCGACAUCGCCUGGUGUACGAAGCUGGACAAAUCCCAUCGAUAUCCCGCAGAGACGCGGCACCCCCGCGUCGUUCGAACACAUGAACCCGCUGCAGCGUUGGCAGGUGUCUCCACCGGAACACGAACCAGCGUCCGUGAAAGACAUUGCCCGUGCCGUCAACGCCGCGCGUAGUCUCUCCUCAGGCCUCAACAGCCCCUAUAGUGCCCACUUCACGGACGAUGGCUCCGGAAGGUCGCUCUGUGAUUCCAACAUAAGCAGCGCCAAUACCUCGCACUCGAGCGCGUCCGUCUACUCGUACGGCUCUCGGGGUUCCUUCGGCUCCGGAAGCUCGAUUGCUCGGGGGCGAAGGCGGAGAAGAAGAAAGGCCUUGGGCACCACGCCGAACGCCCAGUCCGGCCCGCCCAAGACCUACCAGUGCACUUUCUGCACGGAAACGUUCAGAACGAAGCACGACUGGCAGAGGCAUGAGAAAUCGCUGCACUUGUCGCUCGAGCGGUGGGUCUGCUGCCCCAACGGUGCCCAGGCAUUCAAUCCCGAGAACGGCCAGAUGUCAUGCGUCUUUUGCGGCCACCCGAACCCGGACGAGGCGCACAUCGACAGCCAUAACUACUCGGCAUGCCAGGAGCGUGCGGUCGGGGACCGCACCUUCUACCGGAAGGACCACCUGCGCCAACAUCUGAAGCUGGUCCACAGCGCCAAGUUCGUUAGCUGGUCCAUGGAGCAGUGGAAGGCGACGACGCCCGAGAUCAGAUCCCGCUGCGGGUUCUGCGGCGCCGUCAUGGACACGUGGUCUAUUCGCGUGGACCACCUCGCCGAGCAUUUCAAGAAGGGCAAGUCCAUGGCGGACUGGAAAGGUGACUGGGGUUUUGACGCCCCUGUGCUCGACAUGGUCGAGAAUUCGAUCCCUCCCUAUCUUAUUCACGACGAAAGAAAUUCUCUGAAUCCGUUUGAAGCCUCGCAGCCGUCAGUGGCCUCGGCCCGGAACGCCUUUGAGCUCAUCAAGUCCGAGUUGACGGCCUACAUUGACAACAAGCGCGACACGGAGGGAAAGGUGCCGACGGACGAAGAACUUCAGCGCGCCGCAUGCGCUCUGAUAUAUGACGCCGAAGCGCUCGCUUCCAAGUCCACCGUGGGCCCGACAGCGUCCUGGCUGCGUGACCUACUCUUCUCGUCCGAGGAUGUGGCACAAGACGCGAGGUGGACGCGAGCCAAUGGUGUCAAUCGGUGGCAGCAGCAGCUCAAGAUCAAUGGCAAAGGCCAUAUUUUCGAGCACGACCCGAUGGAGACGGAGCUCCAAGAGUUCGUCCAGGCUCGCCGUCUGCUCGGGUUGACUGCCCUGGACAGCGAGCUGCAAGCCAAGGCGUUGCUCAUUAUCCGCCGCAUGGAAGGCUUGUCGGAGUACUCGUCGGAAGAGGUGGUACAGUUCCUGAUCCGGCUCGUAAACGGGUCGACGAAGUGGCUUGCUGGCUUCCGUCAGAGGGCCCAGCUGCCGCGUUCGGAAGACAUGGUGGACGAGGGCAGGCGGUCCAAGGACCCCAGCACCAUCGACUCCACGAUCCACAACCCAAGCCGACUGGAGUUCGAGUUAGCGGAAUACGUGCGGGAACAGCGGGCUCUAGGUAUCGAGCCGACCGACGCGGAUCUCCAAACAAAAUCCCGUCUCAUCAUUUACGAGUUCGACGACGGGUGGAAUCAGACUGCCGCAGACGAUCCGCUGUGGCUUGCGAGUUUCAAGCAGCGCCAUGCAGCUGCAAACCCCCCUGCAGAUGCCUUGCUUGAUGCUGCUAGCUUGCCCGUCGCACCAGCUGACGGCGAUGCCCGGGGUCUGCAGCAGCAGCAGGCCAACACGGCUUCGAACAGAAGCCGAUCAGGCGGCUCGGCAUCACCUAUCAACUCCGGGGCCAGCAGAUCCGGAGCAUCAGGCACAGGCCCGUCGAGCUCGAAGGGCACUACUUACUACCUCAACGACGCGACUUGCUACGAUCGCCUGACCCGUGAGCUCAAGAAAUGGGUGGCCUCGACCAUGUCCCCCAACAAUCCGAACUGCCACGUCCCAAGCGACGAGGAACUCCAACACCAAGCCCGGUGGAUCAUCUACGAGGACGACGACCCCUGGAACCAAACUGCCGCUGACAACGCCGAAUGGCUCCGCCGCUUCAAACGCGACGUGGGCCUGCUCACCGAUCCCUCCCUGCCCGGCCUGCCCGCCACUAUCUCCUGGAACCUUUCGCAGGGCGGCUCUGGCUUCUCGCCGCCCUACCUCUUUCCCAAUCCGCUCAACCCUGCCCACGCGGCCCCGUUCCAGGCAAACAGCACCGACGACCUCGUCGCCGUCACCAUGCGCGAGGGCGCCAAGCCGGUCACCGCCCACGGCGCCACCGCCAACCGCUUCUGCCAGGCCCUGACAACGCGCCACGAUCCGCCGCCGAGCGUGUUCUGCUCGCGCGAGCUGGAGCGUGAGCUGUGCGAAUUUGUCACCGCGCAGGUGGUUGCGCACGGACGCGCCGGGUUUCCGGACGACGAGGCCAUCCGCGAACGAGCGAGGGCUUUCCUGGCCGGGCAGGGCGGUGCGGCUGCUCCCGCUACUGCUGUUGCUGGUGCUGGUGGUGAUGGCGGUGGUGGUUAUGCAGCCAGGACGCCGGCGGAUGAUCCGGUGUUGCUGGGUAAGUUCAAGGAGAUGAUGAUGGUGCGGCUGGGCUUGAGCCAAGGGGCGGGAGCAGGGGCAGAGGCAGGGCGCGGCUGAUCUGGAUAUGUCGGGCGUUGCCACCGCUGCUUUGGCCGGGGGCGAGCUAGAUGAUGCACUGCAGCAGAUGGAUUUUAACUUCGGGGAUCUGGGGGAUUUGAUGGGCGUUGCGACGGGUGGUAUGCCGAUGGACCAACUUUGAGCGGCCGAGGAGGCAAUGCGUGACGGGAAAAAUGGGGUAAGUGGUGGCAUGGCGGGAUCUAGCUUCUGCUUUCCUUUAACGAUCUGCCCGAUCUUGGGUAUGUGCGAAAACGAGGAAGCACAGGGCAGUAAUGGGUGGGUUGUGUGGAUGAUGCGAUCGAGUGAUGUCUGAAUGCUUUUGAUACCUCAGCUACCUAAGGUUAAUGGACUGCUGUAGACUCAACGAGCAGGAGAUAGUCAUUCAAUAACAAUCCACUCUCCAGCCGUUUGCUCGUUCGCUUUCCAU